AUGGAUGUGAAAUGCACUUUAAAUAGAACUUGACUUGACUUAACACUCCCUUUUCGUUCCAGGCUGACACUCCCAAAGAGAGCGUGCUGGGUGACGUGAGCGUUGUUGAGGUGGACGUGUUCGACAGGAAGUCGCUGUGUGAGGAGGACAAGGCAGGCCUGCCGCUCAAGAAGGACAAGUACCUGUCGGAGGAGCAUAGCAGCGGCAUUGGCGGCUCCUCCUGCCUGUCGUCGCCUCACCAGAGUGUCUCAGACAGCGACGAGGGCGGUGACUCGGGCCAGACCACGGCCAGCACCGUCCAGUACUCGUCGGUGGUGGCAUCCUGCGGCUACAAGGGCCAGACCCCCUGCCCUCUCCCCCAGACCCCCCAGUCCAGCUCCUCCCAGUCCCAGACGCCCAGCUUUGCCCGCUCCGAGUCCACCCAACCCCUGCUGGACAGCGAGGAGCACCCGGAGGGCACCGAGUCGCACCAGCGCUACCCGCGGAACCCUUACUUCAGGCGCUUGCCUGGGGGGAACGACGGCGACAGCGCAGACCUGGGGGAAUUGAACCAGCUGGAGAUGGAGGCUUCGUGCCGGUUCUGCCCCCUGGAGCAGAACUCUCAGCAGACCACACCCACAGAGGAGGGUCAGUCCCCUGACGGACAGCCAGGCCCUGACCCUAGCUACAUGCCUCAGCUCAGCGGCUACAGGCCUCAGUGUUAG
This is a messenger RNA of Coregonus sp. 'balchen', 704 nucleotides long. The record is from the annotation of a GenBank genome assembly. Lineage: Eukaryota; Metazoa; Chordata; Actinopteri; Salmoniformes; Salmonidae.